This is a messenger RNA of Oncorhynchus keta (chum salmon), 3557 nucleotides long. Its product is annotated as protein disulfide-isomerase TMX3. The coding region runs from base 28 to 1407 and encodes 459 amino acids. The transcript is spliced from 16 exons. Gene Ontology annotation, biological process: peptidyl-cysteine oxidation. Gene Ontology annotation, molecular function: protein disulfide isomerase activity. The record is from RefSeq and is a predicted model, not a curated record. NCBI's taxonomy places the organism in Eukaryota, Metazoa, Chordata, Actinopteri, Salmoniformes, Salmonidae. Gene Ontology annotation, cellular component: endoplasmic reticulum.
AUACUGCUUGUAUUUAUUUCCUGCUUGAUGUUUCCUUUCGGAGCAAUGGCAAAAGUGAAAGCCACCUUGGUUUGUGCAGGGCUUUUUCUAUGUUCAACGGUGCUUGCAAUUGUCGAAGAACUCGAUGACACGUUUAAAGACACCAGAGUAGAUGAUGUCUGGCUGGUGGACUUUUAUGCACCAUGGUGUGGCUACUGUAAAAAACUGGAGCCCGUUUGGUAUGACGUCGGCGCCGAGUUGAAAAGCUCUGGAUCGCCUGUGCGAGUGGGCAAGAUGGACGGCACUGCAUAUUCUGGCAUGUCCUCAGAAUUUGGAGUACGAGGAUACCCCACAAUCAAAUUGCUAAAGGGUGAUCUUGCCUAUAAUUACAAGGGGCCAAGGACAAAGGAUGACAUCGUAGAAUUCGCCAACAGGGUAGCAGGGCCGGCAGUCCGAGCACUUCCAAGCAAGCAGAUGUUUGACCAUAUGAUGAAGAGACAUGACGUGCUCUUUGUAUACUUCGGCGGGGAGUCUCCUCUCAAGGAGAAGUAUAUCGACAUGGCUGCGGAGCUGAUUGUGUACACAUACUUCUUCUCUGCGUCUGAAGACGUCUUACCAGAGUCAGUGACUUUGCCAGAGCUUCCAUCGGUCGUAGUCUUCAAGGACGGGGCCUACUUUACCUAUGAUGAGUACGUGGACGGUGGCUUGUCUUCCUGGGUUAACAAAGAACGAUUUCAGAGCUACCUGCAGAUCGAUGGCUUCACCCUGUAUGAACUGGGAGAGACAGGCAAAUUGGUGGCGAUUGCAGUCAUCGACGAGAAGGACCCGACAGAGGAAAGCGGCAGAUUAAAGACUCUGAUUCAGAGAGUGGCAAAGGAAUACAGAGAGCAUUUUAACAGAGACUUCCAGUUUGGCCACAUGGAUGGAAACGACUACAUCAACAGCCUCAUUAUGGGAGAGGUGUCGGUGCCGUCCAUCAUCAUCCUCAACACGUCUAAUGAGCAGUACUUCCUGCCCAGCGAGCCCGUGGAGACCCUGGAGCAGCUGGUUCACUUCAUCAACAGUGUUCUAGACGGCUCCGCUCAGGCCCAGGGAGGAGACGGCAUGUUCCAGAGGGUCAAACGAGUGGCCUUCGAUGCCAAGUCCACCAUUAUGUCUGUGUUUCGCAGCUCACCAGUGCUGGGCUGUUUCCUGUUUGGUCUGCCACUGGGCGUGAUCAGCCUGAUGUGCUAUGGCAUCUGCACAGCCGAGUCGGACGAUGGCCAGGAGGACAUGGAGCUCAUGAAGAGGGAUGACGAGGAGGAGGAGGACGACGAGGAGGACGAGCCUCGGCAGGCCCCCGGGGAGCUGGAGGGCCCCGAGGAGGACGGAGAGAAUGAGGAAGAGGAGGAGCAGGAAAAGAACCCGGACGACAAGAAAGCAGAUUAAUGUCAAGGGUAGUGGAGGCGGAGAAACAGGCCUAGUGACAUACAUGGAACUCAGACACAUAUCAACAAUGUGUUGUUUUAUAUAUUUUUCAUCUUUAUCAUCCUUCCCCCCUGCCCUACUGUUUUCUUUUCGCAGACUGUUUUUUUUAUUGCUAUUGAAUCUUAUUAGUCAGUUAGGUCAGCCGCUGGGCAACGCACUAAAAAAAUCAUGUCCUUUGUUAAAUUAGCCUUUUGGAAAUGGAAUUACAAAGAUUAGUCAUUGAUAAGUGUUGCAGAGAAGAAAGGAAGGAAAUAAGCCACAUUUUAGCUAAAUGUAUUAUUAUCAUUUCUUAAACAACCACUACACAGGGUCAUUCCAUACUUUGAAUCAGGUAGCAUUUGUGUAAAAAAAAAAAAAAAAAAAAAAGGUGACCCAUUCUUCCUGUGUCCAAUGGCACUGAAAUAUUUGAUAUUGAUUUAUACACUUUGUUCUGUUGGAAUUUAGAAUUCCCAAAUCAAAGCUUUUGAUUACUACCCCCCCCCCCCGCUGAAUGUUGCAAUUCACCCAUAGUAGACUGCAGAGGAAGUGCCCAUGAAGGAAAAUUUGCCAUAAAAUGAAUACUCAUGCUUUUCAAAUGGAAUCUCAUGUUUGUAACUCCAGACACUUAUUCAUAGAACAGUGUACAACAGUGGAAAUGAUGCAAACAAUCACAUAGAGCCCACAAUCUGGAUAAUGUAAGGUUGAAGGGAUGUCUGGCUUAUUUACCCUGCUGUAGUUUUAAAUAGACACACUGUACAGUAAGUAGUUUUUUUCUCUAUUUUAGAUGGCCAGUGGUUCAUGUAAUGGGAGACAGGCUUAAUGACAUCAAUAUGGGUUUGUGCAUCUGAAAUGGCACCCUAUUCCCUAUAUAGUGCACUACUUUUGACCAGCUUGGCCAAAAGUAGUGCACUAUAUAGGGAAUAGGGUGCCAUUUCAGAUGCAAACAUGGAAUGGUUAUACACUUGAAGACAAUGGCUGAUCAGAUUCAAAAUGGUGGCUCUUUGCUCUCCUCUGAAAGAUCUUCACCACCUGUUGUCCAUCACUAGUUCUGGUAGGCUACGUUUCUGGGAAGGAAAUGGUAUCAGAUUGCAUAGAAAUGCACUGAGAUUACAAUACAAUUCAGUGUGAGUUUACUCAAUGCACUGACAAAAUCCUGUUGGGAGUUUUUACAGUACUUAAUGACAGUACAUUGCAAUAAAAGGGUCAUGUGGCGUUUAAAGGGGUACACUGUCGUUUAUAUUCUUAGUCCUACAUAAGAAUUGCAUGACAAACAAUGUAUAUGAUAUGACUCACGGUUGAUGAGCAAUGCCAGAUCAACUACUACAACGGUUUAUCUUAUGGAUACAUGGCAUACUGAUGUUUAAUGAAAUGUUAGAUCAAGGUCAUAUAAGUAUUACGAAAAACAUGAUCUCCAGCCCUCUCGUUAAGUUACCCAGUGAAACUAUUAUAUUACAUAACAAUUGUUACGUUUCUGUUAAACUUUUUUCUUUAGCGGAUUUCAUAGACGUGUUGAUAGUUUAGAAACAAAACCGACACGUGUGCGACUCUAGGGCAAAACAAAUUGUGUUAGAUUGAUGACAAAAUGUUAUAUAUUUACACUCCAAUGUUUAUCGAAAACAAUACAUUUGCACAAUGAGCACUUAUCUCAAAUAGAUCGUUACAGUUGUUAGUUGGCUAGCAAAUUUGAGCCAUAUUAGCAUAGACAUGACUUCAGUCUAAGCACCUCAAAAGACAUGGUAUCAAGAACAAGAUAAAACUAGCUACCUACGAUUCCCCACAUGGUAGUAGCUUCUUGUCAUUGUUGCUAGCUAUCUGGCCAUCCAGAAUCACAACACACAACACACUGCCCCAUUGAAGCGCGCGCAUAGUUUUCGUGACGUCAGCUAAAACAUCUAUUGUGCUUGUGUCUAGCGUUUAGUUGACAAAAUUAGGCACCCGAACCCAAGUACUAAUCUUGGUUUUCAGAAGACAACUGUGAAACUGCACUAUGGAAACCAACAUGCCCUUGCCUUGCAUUCUGGUCAUUGUAGUUGCCUACCAUUCUCUGCCAAACUUUGCUCAUUGGGUUUGAAUUGAGAUUGUCACAAUUUAUUACUGGUUUGAAAUAAAGAUUGUCCUCUUUUUCUUGUUGA